Fusarium falciforme is the source of this 300-nucleotide messenger RNA. Its product is annotated as 37S ribosomal protein S19, mitochondrial. Lineage: Eukaryota; Fungi; Ascomycota; Sordariomycetes; Hypocreales; Nectriaceae. Gene Ontology annotation, molecular function: structural constituent of ribosome; RNA binding. The record is from RefSeq and is a predicted model, not a curated record. The transcript has 4 exons. Gene Ontology annotation, biological process: ribosomal small subunit assembly; translation. The coding region runs from base 25 to 300 and encodes 91 amino acids. Gene Ontology annotation, cellular component: cytosolic small ribosomal subunit; ribosome.
CAAGACGAAGGUGUGUUAGCGACAAUGUACGCGACACGGGUUCUCCUUAAGCGCUCUGUGUGGAAGGGCCCACACCUUGUGCCCCUCCCCAUUGUCUGGCCCAAGUCCCCCGGCGACAAGGUCCCUCCCGUACGAACGCAGGCCCGAUCUGCCACGAUUCUGCCCAACUUUGUUGGUCUCAAGUUCGAGGUUCACAACGGCAAGGACUACCAUGAGGUGACCAUUACUGAAGACAUGGUCGGACACAAGCUCGGCGAGUUUUCACCGACGCGGAAGCCCAACAUUUGGGACAAGAGGUAG